Messenger RNA from Cercospora beticola, 1449 nucleotides. RefSeq lists its product as uncharacterized. The record is from RefSeq and is a predicted model, not a curated record. NCBI's taxonomy places the organism in Eukaryota, Fungi, Ascomycota, Dothideomycetes, Mycosphaerellales, Mycosphaerellaceae.
AUGUCAACCCAACGAAGCAUCCCACCCAUUCCUGGCUUGCCAUAUGAUCGCACCUUCUCGAACGAUGCUGAUCUCGUUGAUGAGGUGGCGGAUCAGAUUGUGCCCAUUUCGGCAGGGCGUAUCAUCAAAAAGAGCUAUCUGGGAAUAGUCACGGGAAUCAACAACCAAUCCUUUGAGGUCAAUAUCCUCGAGACACGCGGGGGCAAGGGUUUUGAAGGUCUCCCUGAGGAGGAUCGACGAUACUAUUGGCACAUUAUGGCCGAAGGCAGCCAGCAUAUGAUGCCGAACGCACUGGCGGAUCCGGGCCUGUCCACAUCCCUCGACACGGACGACCCACCUGAGACGGUAUUUGUGCGCCACAGGAACAUGCGCGAGAAUGGUAUUCUCAACUUGCGGUCCAAGAAGUUUCUGUACUCAGAGUUGGUCAGCCUUGCUCCAGGUUGGCUUACCGAGGAGAGCACUGUCCGCUUGGAAGACAAGCUGAAAAAGUGUUAUCCUCUACAGAAAACAAAGUUGAUCGAGGCAGCUGGAAUAUCGCAGUCUGAGGCGGACAAUAUUCGUGCCAUGCCUGCCCCAGGAUCUUCCAACUCAAUAUCGGGUGAAAAUUCCGGCGAGGUCGCAGCCCACACGAACACAGGCGUUUCCAAUUCUGGUAAUGACUCUUGGCCUUCUGACGAGAUGCCUUCUGCUCCUCGUGUCUGUCCAGACUUCAACGAAGGCUCAUGUAAAUCUGCUGGCUCGUGUCCUCAUGGUUUGGAGCAUCUUUGCAGCGACUGCUAUCGCGAGCACCCAAGGUGCGGGGGACGUCUGCCUCUCGGCGUCGAAAUAAAGAGAGAGAACGAGGAGAGACGCAACUCUGCACGCGGACUGAGGCCGUCAAAGUCGAACAAGCGUAAGCAUUCAGCAUCAAGAGCCUAUCAAGAUUCCAGACUCCAUGAAGCCCGCGGCGGCGGCAACGAUCAGAGGCCUGACGCGCAACGAGGUCCUCAUGGCGAUUUGGACAACAACCGCGCACAGCAAGCGGCCUACACGCGAACGAGCAACGGCCGAUCGCCAAUUCGUGACGACCGCGACGACCGCGACACGCAGCGAACGGCGCACCCUCAAACAGCCAAUGGCCGACCAUUUCGUGCAAAUGAGUCCCGAGGCCGGUCUGAGCGUCGUUCUAGGUCGAGAGAUCGUAAUUUCGAAGACGAUUUUGAAGCGUCAUCCUAUCGGCAAUGGAAUGACUCCCGUCGUCAGGAUUCGUACCACACGCAGCCGAGAGACUACCACCGUGAGCAGUCCACCAACUACCACCGUCGAGAGUUCUCCUAUGCGCAGACGAACUACUCGGAUAGGGAUCAGCCGGCCUACUCCAGCUAUCAAGGCUCAGAAUACGUUGAGUCGCACAGGUCCUACGAACAGCAGUCAUACGGCAGAGGUGGAUAUGAUCCACGACGCCGGUAG